AUGUGUGGGCUGAGUCAGGAGGAGACGUUUGAUACUGCUGUUGUGUGUAAUGGCCACGACUCACAGCCCAAGACUCGUCGUUCGCCAUUCGUCGAGUUCACAGUAGCGAUCUAUUCGUCGAAGGGUGGAAUUAGCUCAGCAUCACCCGAUGCCAGCAGUGUCGACAACUGGUGUGUGAAGGCCAUAAGGAGAAAGAUUGCUGGUACUGGACGCAUGAGGUACCUCUGCCACGUUCUCCACAAAUUCAAGACCAACUUAAGAGAAGGCUCUCAAGCUGCACCCAGGAAGAAGGGAGCAGCUGCUUCAGCUUGA
Molecule: messenger RNA, 312 nt
Organism: Fraxinus pennsylvanica
Lineage: Eukaryota; Viridiplantae; Streptophyta; Magnoliopsida; Lamiales; Oleaceae
Source: the annotation of a GenBank genome assembly